CUACCUGUAUCUAUCUCCCGAUAACAAAAGUUAAAAAAAUCAUUACUCUGUGUGUGUGUUUGCAAAUCAAUCGAACGAUUAUCUUCACAGGUACACCAGAAAUUCAACCGAUUCGUUUCGAGUUUUACUGCAUACUCACCGGUCAGUUCAUCUUCGAUUUCUUCUGUUGUUGUUGCGAGAAAUCAGCUGAAACACGCUGCACAAUCGGCUGAACAUCUCAUUAUUCUCAUCAUGUAUUGGUUUUGUGAAUUUUGAAGUUUAUUGGCAGCAUAAGACAGAAAGGUGUCCAGUGUCGUUUACUUGUUUUGAAGGCGUUCUUUGGUGUUGCUAUCUCAUGUGUUCAGUGUAUCACUAUUUGAAUACGGUGUUUGUGUACUGGGCCCACAUUCUAAAAUCCAAACAAACUAACCACCACUAUUAAUGGAUCGACCACAAACUGUUGAAUAUGCCGGGCAUGUGAUUGAUAUUACCCAAGAUAGACCGAUUACCGAGUCAAACUCGCAGCAAAACGAAGAACAACCUUCUACUAGUGUCAAUAUUCCCGUUUUCCAACAUCCUUUUUCACUUACAAACGAGAGAAGAACACCGUUUGCUAGAAGGGGGAAUGGCACUGGAAGACGCAGGAGCCCAUUGAAUUCUGGUUACUGGAUAUCUAUAGAAUUAGUUAUAACCAUUAGUCAAAUAAUAGCAGCAAUAAUUGUUUUAUCCUCAUCAAGGCAUGAGCAUCCUCAUGCUCCGUUAUUCACAUGGGUUAUUGGUUAUGCUUCUGGAUGUGUUGCAACUCUCCCGUUGCUAUUUUGGCGUUUUUAUUUUAGAAAUCAAACAUCAGACCAAGAACCAGCUCAGCCUUCUUCCGGCAGCCUUUCUGCUAUUGCCACUUCUUUAACUUCUUCUUCAAAUGCAACGAAUUCAAUAGUGGGCACUCGCAACAACUCUGGUACAACAAGGCCUAUAGCGAGUUUACUGAUUGCAAGACUCAAAGUACUUGUUGAAUACUUCAAAAUGGGUUUGGAUUGCUUCUUUGCGGUGUGGUUUGUUGUCGGGAACGUGUGGAUCUUCGGAGGCCAUUCUUCUGCUGCUGAUGCUCCCAACCUGUACAGGUUAUGUUUAGUGUUUCUUACGUUCAGCUGUAUCGGGUAUGCAAUGCCAUUCAUCUUGUGUGCCACAAUCUGCUGCUGUCUUCCCUGUAUCAUUUCCGUUCUGGGCUUCAGGGAGGAUUUAUCGCAAAACCGAGGGGCAACUACAGAAUCUAUUAAUUCUCUGCCUACCUAUAAAUUUAAAAUUAAAAAACACAAACAUAACAAAGAUAGCCAUGCGGGUGCUAAUGAAGGUGGGGGGAUCGUGGCUGCAGGAACACAAAACGAGCGUGUUGUGUCUGGAGAAGACGCUGUAUGCUGCAUUUGUUUGGCAAAGUACGCAAACAAUGAUGAACUACGGGAGUUGCCGUGUACUCACUUCUUUCACAAGGAUUGUGUGGACAAGUGGUUAAAGAUUAAUGCCUCAUGCCCACUCUGUAAGAGUGAAGUCGGGGAGAACGUUUUGGGUUCACUAACGGUGCAGUCGUAAACAUGGUGGUUGGUUAGUUUCAGACACGGACUUUAUAUUACAUAUAUAAUCAAAUCUGUUAAUAUGCAUGCAUAUGACGUUUGUUUUAAAGAUUGUCGUUUCAUAAUGAAUAGAAGCCCCUAAACACUUUGACUAGUUAAUUGCUUUUGGUAGGAUGUAUCAUGAUCGUGCAUUUCAAAUC
Molecule: messenger RNA, 1747 nt
Organism: Helianthus annuus (common sunflower)
Lineage: Eukaryota; Viridiplantae; Streptophyta; Magnoliopsida; Asterales; Asteraceae
Product: E3 ubiquitin-protein ligase At1g12760
Exons: 5
Coding region: 421-1566 (381 amino acids)
Molecular function (GO): zinc ion binding
Source: RefSeq, a predicted model, not a curated record